This is a messenger RNA of Racocetra persica, 218 nucleotides long. NCBI's taxonomy places the organism in Eukaryota, Fungi, Glomeromycota, Glomeromycetes, Diversisporales, Gigasporaceae. The record is from the annotation of a GenBank genome assembly.
AUGUCAAAUAUACCAAUACAUUCUCAAGAAUUUGAUGAAUUUGAUGAGUAUGAACUAUCUUCCUUAUACCAAGAUAGAAUAUAUCUGGACAAACCAUACUCAUAUGAAUUAAACCCAGAUGAAUUAUAUGCAUAUGAAUCAUAUCUAUAUCAAGAUGAAUCGUAUCUGGAUGAUUUAUACCAGAAUGAAUCAUAUCCAAGCAAAUCAUUCCAAGAAGA